Pleurotus ostreatus (oyster mushroom) is the source of this 921-nucleotide messenger RNA. RefSeq lists its product as uncharacterized. The record is from RefSeq and is a predicted model, not a curated record. NCBI's taxonomy places the organism in Eukaryota, Fungi, Basidiomycota, Agaricomycetes, Agaricales, Pleurotaceae. The transcript has 2 exons. Bases 1 to 921 code for a protein of 306 amino acids.
AUGGCAUCAAUUACGGAGGGUAUCGUGAACUCGAAUCCGAGUGCCACAGGUACGUGCUGUCCAUUGUCCAGCGCCUUAUGUCUCCGGGUGCUUGUGCUUACGGUUGCCUUUUUCUUCCAUCAGCAACUCCUGGGCAUCAGCACCGUGCGGUCUACGAGUCCGGAGUCCAUCAAGUCCUCUUCCUGUUCCACGCGAUGCGCUAUCGAGACACCACCCUCCCGAGGACAGAGUAUUCGCUCUGUUCUCCGCCCUCGACAUCGACAUCCCGGUGCCAUACGGCGAGGGCUUCAGCCGUGCCUUUACCGCCUUCAAGCUGAGUGCCUCACCCGAGGGCGCGAUCGGCGGCUCCUCAUCUGGGACGACCCGCAUCCUGGUGCCCAUAAACGCACGCGAGGGAGAGGAUCAGCCGCGUCGCCGCAUAACUCGAUGCUCGCCGCAGACUACAAGUUGUUCGCCAAUGAGCGGGUGUACGGGUAUUAUUCGCGCAGUAGGAAUUACGGUGUCGGGGAUCCACAGUAUGUGCCGCCUGAAACCCUGCGCGCCCCACAUACUCCUCCCUCGCUACCGCUGAGCGAGGCUACGGACGUUGCAUGUACGAACCCCGGGUUCAACCCGCCAUUGCCAUUACUCGUGGAAGAGAAGAGCAUGGGUGAUAUUGUCGCUCUGCGAACUUGGAAGCUGAAGAUGCAGGCAGUAGCCGUGUGCGCGUCUUCCAAGCAGGAGAAUGUCAGUGGGUAUCAGAGGAGGGAGACGAGUUCUGGCGCAUCCUCGCGCGACGAUGUCAUCAUGAGUGGCAGCAACUUCGUAGUGAUGGGUUGUUUCAACUCGUUUGCAAUGUAUCUACCUACGGGAUUGGGCUCGACUCUGCCGCGACCUAGUCCUCUCUCUCCGUGUCGCCCUCAGAUCAUCAUCGCGACGUAG